Molecule: messenger RNA, 2870 nt
Organism: Vigna angularis (adzuki bean)
Lineage: Eukaryota; Viridiplantae; Streptophyta; Magnoliopsida; Fabales; Fabaceae
Product: phosphatidylinositol 3-kinase, root isoform
Exons: 18
Coding region: 107-2542 (811 amino acids)
Biological process (GO): phosphatidylinositol-3-phosphate biosynthetic process; autophagy of peroxisome; phosphatidylinositol-mediated signaling
Cellular component (GO): membrane; phosphatidylinositol 3-kinase complex, class III, type II; phosphatidylinositol 3-kinase complex, class III, type I
Molecular function (GO): 1-phosphatidylinositol-3-kinase activity
Source: RefSeq, a predicted model, not a curated record
UCUGGCAUGAAGGUGAAGAAUAGAAAUUCCGAUCCGAUUGGACUCUGUUUCUGUUAUCGUGGAAGUGAUUCAUCGAACACUGGUUCAGCACAAACAAGUAGUUCCAAUGACCGGUAACGAGUUUCGCUUCUUCUUGUCAUGCGACAUCAAUCUUCCCGUCACUUUCCGCAUUGAGCGUCUCGAAGGCAGUUUCCCCAUUUCCAAAUUCCCCAAUUCAGAAAACAAUGCUCCCGCGGAGAAUAGAAUCUCGGAGAUAUAUGUGGAGUGUGCGUUGUUCAUUGAUGGUGCGCCGUUUGGCCUUCCAACCAGAACGAGGUUGGAAUCCGCAGGACCACCAUUUUGUUGGAAUGAGCUCAUCACGUUAACAACUAAAUAUCGAGACUUAACUGCUCAGUCACAACUCACCUUCACUGUUUGGGAUCUUUCACAUGGUGAAGGAUUGAUUGGUGGAGCUACAAUUCUUCUCUUCAAUAACAAAAAGCAGCUCAAAACUGGGAAGCAAAAACUUAGGCUUUGGGCGGGAAAAGAGGCAGAUGGGACAUCUCCUACUACUACACCUGGAAAGGUCCCUAAGCUUGAACGUGGAGAAUUGGAACGAUUGGAAAAGCUUGUGAACAAGUAUGAACGAGGUCAAAUUCAACGAGUAGACUGGUUGGACCGCCUCACAUUUAAAGCUAUGGAGAAAAUCAAGGAACGUGAAAGCUUGAAAAAUGGAAGUUCUCAUUACCUUGUUGUUGACUUCUGUAGUUUUGAGCAUCGAGUUGUUUUUCAGGAAUCUGGUUCAAAUUUUCUGUUGCCAUCUCCUAUAGCUUCAACUAAUGAUAUUGUUAUUGUUUGGGAUCAAGAAGUUGGAAAGAUAAAUCCAUCCGAGCACAAACAGUUAAAGCUAGCUAGGAGUUUGACCCGUGGUGUCAUAGACAGGGAUCUGAAGCCAAGCUCAAAUGAGAGGAAGUCAAUUCAGAGAAUACUAAAAUAUCCACCAACAAGGACUUUGAGUGGAGAUGAGAGACAGCUCUUGUGGAAAUUCCGCUUCUCUUUGAUGUCUGAAAAGAGGGCUCUUACAAAGUUCUUGCGUUGUGUUGAAUGGAGUGAUGUUCAGGAAGCAAAACAAGCUUUAGAAUUGAUGGGCAAGUGGGAAAUGAUUGAUGUUUCUGAUGCACUGGAACUUUUGUCUCCUGUUUUUGAAAGUGAAGAGGUCCGUGCUUAUGCAGUUAGUGUUCUUGAAAGAGCUGAUGAUGAAGAGCUUCAGUGUUACUUGCUUCAAUUGGUUCAGGCUCUUCGGUUUGAGCGUUCUGACAAAUCUCGUCUUUCUCAUUUCCUUGUUCAACGUGCAUUGUGCAAUAUUGAAUUGGCAAGCUUUCUUCGCUGGUAUGUGGCUGUUGAACUAUAUGAUCCUGCAUAUGCUAAACGAUUUUACUGCACUUAUGAGAUUCUGGAGGAGAAUAUGAUGAAGAAGGCAGCUGGUGUGAAUGGGGAGGAAGAUGGGUUUAAACAGUGGCAGAGUUUGGUACGCCAGACUGAGUUGACUGCUCAGUUGUGUACGGUCACUAGAGAUCUAAGGAAUGUUCGUGGUAAUACACAAAAGAAGAUUGAAAAGCUUAGACAACUACUUACAGGUCUUCUCAGUGAACUUACCUAUUUUGAUGAGCCAAUACGAUCACCUUUGGCACCUGGUGUCCUCAUCAUUGGCAUUGUACCUUCAGAGUCAUCAAUAUUUAAAAGUGCACUGCAUCCUCUGCGCCUUACUUUUAGAACAACAAAUGGUGGAACUAGUAAAAUUAUAUUCAAAAAGGGAGAUGAUAUUCGGCAGGACCAGUUGGUUGUUCAAAUGGUAUCACUAAUGGACCGAUUGCUUAAGCUAGAAAAUCUUGACUUGCAUCUAACACCAUACAAGGUGCUAGCAACUGGACAAGAUGAAGGCAUGUUGGAAUUUAUUCCUUCUCGUUCAUUGGCCCUGAUUUUAUCGGAGCAUCGUAGCAUCAUAAGCUAUUUGCAGAAAUUUCAUCCUGAUGACCAUGGACCUUUUGGAAUCACAGCCACCUGCCUUGAAACUUUUAUAAAAAGCUGUGCUGGCUACUCUGUUAUCACAUAUAUACUUGGUAUCGGAGAUAGGCAUUUGGACAAUCUCCUCCUUAGAAAUGAUGGAGGUCUUUUCCAUGUUGAUUUUGGUUUUAUUCUUGGGCGAGAUCCUAAGCCAUUUCCACCACCAAUGAAGCUUUGCAAGGAAAUGGUUGAGGCUAUGGGUGGAGCUGAAAGCCAAUAUUAUACAAGGUUCAAGUCCUAUUGUUGUGAAGCAUACAACAUUCUUCGCAAAUCCAGUAACCUAAUUUUAAAUCUAUUUUACUUAAUGGCGGGUUCCAAUAUUCCUGACAUAGCCUCUGAUCCUGAAAAGGGGAUUCUUAAGCUUCAGGAGAAGUUUCGGUUGGACUUGGACGACGAAGCUAGUAUACAUUUCUUCCAGGACCUUAUCAAUGAGAGUGUGAGUGCAUUAUUCCCUCAGAUGGUUGAGACUAUCCAUCGUUGGGCUCAAUAUUGGCGGUAACCCCAGUAUUUAUUGGGUGUUAUUUCACUGUGUAAUUAAUCAGAACCUGAUGCUACCUUUAAGGCUUCUAAGCAGCUGAAAUAAUGUAUGGUUUGGAAUUCCACAAUGCCCUGACUGCAGAUGUAUAUACGCACUUGUAAUUUCUAAACCAAUUAUUCUGAAGGUAGUGAUAUUGUUGGCAACAAUGUAAAUAAAAGUAGUUCUCUUUCAUUCUUCUGGUCAUGGUUGUAUCAAGGCGGCAGCGUUAAGUUAUAAAAUGCUUAUCGUACCAAACUAAUGUUCAUUUAGGUCAAAUUAAUUGUCAUUUGUAAAGAAGCCCUCUUACCCA